AUGCUCGCUCAGCAAAGCCUCCGCCGGGCCGCGAUCUCCGCGCUGUGGUGCCACGCUCGCGCGCUCGCCACCACGAUCGCCGGUCCCUGCUCGUACGAGGUCGUGGUGAAGAAGUCCCGCUUCGUCGCGAGCGCGGCUCCGGUCAGCUCGGCCGAAGAGGCCCUCGCUUGGGUGCGGCGUGAGUCGGACGAGUCUGCGCGGCACAAUUGCUUCGCCUACACGCUGUCGGACGGCUACAGCCGAUCCAACAACGACGGUGAACCUGGAGGCACGGCAGGGCCGCCCAUCGCCGCAGCCAUCGCGGGCGCUGGCGUGGUCGAUGUGGCAGUGCUGGUGAGACGCUACAGACUGGACGGCGGCGCGAAGCUCGGGACCGGUGGCCUGGUCCGGGCGUACGGCGGCGCGGCGCAGGGCGUGCUCGAGGCGGCGGCGCGGACGCCUCUUGUUCGGCUCGCGGAGGAGGUGGCGCGCAGCAUAGAAGGAGCGACGCACGGGCGCGCGACGGCGCGGUGGGCCGGCUUCGACGGCGGCGGCGAGGAUUGCCGUGGCGGCGGCGGCGGCGGCGGCGGACCGACACCAAUGGCGGCUGUUGCUGCGGCUGCGGCUGCGCCUGCAGCUGCUCUCGAGCAGGCCGCGCCUCCCGAGUUGGGUCGCGUGGAUGGACUGCGUGAACUGGUGGACGGUUUGCCGAGGGAGGCGCAGGCGGCGGCGCUGCGGUGGUGCGACGCGCACGAGGCGGGUGCAGUCUCGCUCGUCGUGCUGGCGGAGCUCGACCAGGCGCUGGUCGGCUCGCUCCCCGAGGAGGCGGCGCAGGCGGUUGGAGAGCGGUUGUCCGUCCUGCGGCGGCAGCUCCUCGGUCCCACCUCUUGA
This is a messenger RNA of Emiliania huxleyi CCMP1516, 870 nucleotides long. RefSeq lists its product as hypothetical. Lineage: Eukaryota; Haptophyta; Isochrysidales; Noelaerhabdaceae. Gene Ontology annotation, cellular component: cytoplasm. The coding region runs from base 1 to 870 and encodes 289 amino acids. Gene Ontology annotation, biological process: regulation of translational initiation. The record is from RefSeq and is a predicted model, not a curated record. The transcript is spliced from 2 exons.